CAAGAGGAAGGAGGAAACGCUGACUAGCACCAACUUUCAACAAUUCAAGAUUAGAAUAUUGCUUCAACUUUCGUCCCCCAAUCUAAUUUAAAUGCUUCUGCUGAGCAAUAGGACAAUGAAGUGAAAUUAGUGAAAAUUGAAACAGUAGCCAGUAUGGCGGGGAAGCUAAUGCGCGCGGUUCAGUACGACUCUUAUGGAGGCGGCGCUGCUGGCUUGAAGUAUGUUGAAGUUCCAGUGCCUACUCCAAACAAGGAUGAGGUCUUGCUAAAGUUGGAGGCUACAAGCUUAAAUCCAUUAGACUUGAGAUUUCAGAAAGGUGUCAAUCGCCCUUUUGUUACUCGCAAAUUCCCUGUCAUACCUGGUACUGAUGUAGCUGGAGAGGUUGUAGAGGUUGGAUCUAGUGUUGUAAAAUUAAAGGCUGGUGACAAAGUUGUGGCUGUUCUUAAUCUUCUUAUAGGAGGUGGAUUGGCCGAGUAUGCCAUUGCAAAGGAGAGCUUGACUGUUCCAAGACCAGAAGAAGUAUCAGCUGCUGAAGGUUCAGGUCUUCCAAUUGCUGCUCUUACAGCACACAAGGCCCUUGUUGAUAUUAUCGGGAUCAAAUUGGAUAGAAGUGGACCGCCGCGUUUGAACAUUCUUAUCACUGCUGCCUCAGGUGGUGUCGGACAUUAUGCUGUUCAAUUGGCAAAGUUAGGUAACACUCACGUUACAGGUACAUGUGGAGCUCGUAAUAUUGAAUUCGUAAAGAGCUUAGGAGCAGAUGAGGUUCUUGACUACAAGACUCCAGAAGGAGCAGCUCUUAAGAGUCCAUCAGGAAAGAAAUAUGAUGCAGUGAUUCAUUGUGCUACAGGAAUUCCUUGGUCAACAUUUGAGCCUAAUUUGAGUGAAAAUGGUAAAGUCAUUGAUCUGACUCCUGGGCUAAGUGCAAUGUGCACAUAUGCACUGAAGAAACUGACUUUCUCCAAGAAGCAAUUGGUGCCAUUUGUUUUGAUUCCUAAUGGAGAUAAGGAAUUAAACUUGCUUGUUAGGUUGGUGAAGGAAGGGAAGUUAAAGACCAUGUUUGACUCCAAACAUCCUCUAAGCAAGGCUCAAGAUGCUUGGGCUAAGAUGAUCGAUGGACAUGCCAUAGGGAAAAUUAUUGUGGAGCCAUAAAAAAAUUUGUUCUAAUUGAUUUAAAGGUGAAAAUGUUGAUGCUGAGCAUUGAUA
Lycium ferocissimum is the source of this 1203-nucleotide messenger RNA. Its product is annotated as chloroplast envelope quinone oxidoreductase homolog. NCBI's taxonomy places the organism in Eukaryota, Viridiplantae, Streptophyta, Magnoliopsida, Solanales, Solanaceae. The transcript is spliced from 4 exons. Gene Ontology annotation, molecular function: oxidoreductase activity. The record is from RefSeq and is a predicted model, not a curated record. Bases 154 to 1149 code for a protein of 331 amino acids.